AUGACAUUUAGCAUUUCUCUACGCUACCGACAUUGGAGAUAUGUCUGGAUACCUAUCGCUGCAGCCGCGAUGUGGUUCAGCACCCUACUUGCGAUGCUCAUCGUAUGGCUCGCCUUUGGACGACCGAAAUACGUGUCCAUGGAGGGCUCAAUAGCAUUCAUUUCGGACAUUGGUGCGAGCAAUGUCAAGCCCCUCUUCGUCACUGGCUGCGCAAUCACCGGACUUGGUUUUUUCCUGUCCCUCGUUGUUGAACGGUAUCUCAGACACUCCGGAAGACUUAUGCCGAACAUGCGGACGCGCGAGCGCGUCUUCAGUAGUCUCGCCAUCCUGGGGUCAUUUAUCGGAGGCUUGGGUCUCCUUUUCCUCUCUAUAUUCGACACGAAACGCUACACGCAAGCCCACAGAAUAUGCUUGCUCGUCUUUCUGGUUGGUGUCGCUCUCAGUGCCAUAUUCUCUGUCAUCGAGUACCGGUGGAUCAGUAAAGACUUUGCAGAACAUCGCCAGGUCAAAACUGCGUACUGCGCAAAGGCAGCCAUCGCCUCGAUCCUCAUCGUUUUGGCUAUUGGAUUUGCGGUAGCGCUGUUCAGCGCUCCUAAUGCCGGUGCUAUCCUCGAGUGGACUAUCGCUUUUGGUUUCACAUUCUAUCUCCUGACGUUCUAUUAUGAUCUCCGGUUAUCAAAGAAUGUCGAGAAGGGGACGCUGACCGCCCAAAGACUCAGUCAGAGCAAUGGCUCUAGUCUUGCAAACCCGAACAUGACCCAGGUGGUCUAG
Molecule: messenger RNA, 771 nt
Organism: Cyclocybe aegerita
Lineage: Eukaryota; Fungi; Basidiomycota; Agaricomycetes; Agaricales; Hemipholiotaceae
Source: the annotation of a GenBank genome assembly